AUGCGGUUUCUAUUUUAUGCCACUGUUGGAAUGUCCUAUCUCGAGACUCUUCUCUGGCAGCGUGCUUCGUUUGUAUGGAAGAAUAGUCAUAUGCCAAGCUAUCUCGGCCCCACAUUCGGGCAACUCAUUCACUUGUUUAUACUACUCGUCGUAAAUAGUCUCACAGUUUUCGGUCUCUUUGUUCUCCUACUUAGGAGCCUUUGGGCGCUUGGAUCCAACACGACCACCAUUGAAACUUGGGAAAUCGAGAGACAUGCUACUCUUGUCCGUCGAGCCCGUGUGUUGGGCGGGUAUCUUGAGGGUCCUGGAGGAAUUCGAGUUCACAUAAAAAAGCAAGAAUAUCCAUACGACAUUGGGAUUUGGGCCAACAUCAAGCAAGGGAUGGGCGGGAGCGCAAAUGUCAUCAGCUGGUUCUGGCCAUUAGCCGCAACACCUGAUCGUCGGUCUGGCUGGGAAUUCGAGACCAAUGACUUUGAGGAUCCUGGUGUGUCAUGGCCACCUCCAGAUCCAGAUCGAAUCCCGAUGCCGGUCAGUGCAAGGCCUACCAAUUUCAGCAUGCCUACAUAUGCAACUAUCCAGGACGAGAUUGAUGCCUUCAAUCGUCGCAAACAGGAAGACAUGAAGCGAUUCCAGACUCCAGGCCUACAACGUCGGAAACCAUUCCACAAUCGGUACAAAAAAGACGAAUUCGCUGAAAGUGAUAGCGAGUCCGAAUCCGAUUCUGGGGUUGACUCAGACGAGGGCGAAGAAGCCUGGCGAAACGCCGAAGGGGAACGACUACGCGAUUUCGGGGUGGAUGAGGAAGCAGAAUUCUAUGACGAGGAAGACAUUCCUCUUGGUGUUCUCAUUCAGCGACGAAAGCAGCAAUCUGCUAACUAA
Molecule: messenger RNA, 879 nt
Organism: Penicillium griseofulvum
Lineage: Eukaryota; Fungi; Ascomycota; Eurotiomycetes; Eurotiales; Aspergillaceae
Gene: pfa4
Product: putative palmitoyltransferase with autoacylation activity Pfa4
Exons: 4
Coding region: 1-879 (292 amino acids)
Source: RefSeq, a predicted model, not a curated record